Molecule: messenger RNA, 4053 nt
Organism: Octodon degus (degu)
Lineage: Eukaryota; Metazoa; Chordata; Mammalia; Rodentia; Octodontidae
Gene: Sfxn5
Product: sideroflexin 5
Exons: 14
Coding region: 127-1149 (340 amino acids)
Biological process (GO): citrate transport; mitochondrial transmembrane transport; monoatomic ion transport
Cellular component (GO): mitochondrial inner membrane
Molecular function (GO): citrate transmembrane transporter activity; monoatomic ion transmembrane transporter activity
Source: RefSeq, a predicted model, not a curated record
CACUUCCCACAACCCCUCGCGUGCCCUGCUUGCUGCGGUUGCUCGUGGCCAAUCGGGAGAGGCAGAUGUGGCGGGGGCUGAGGAGGGACAUUUUAAAAGGGCCGGGGAUUGCGGGCGUCAGUGGCCAUGGCGGAUACAGCGACUACAGCAUCGGCGACGGCGGCUAGUGCCGCUAGCGCUGCGACCGAUGCACCUCCUUUUCAGCUGGGAAAACCCCGCUUUCAGCAGACAUCCUUUUAUGGGCGCUUCAGGCACUUCCUGGAUAUCAUCGACCCUCGAACACUCUUUGUCACUGAGAGACGUCUCCGAGAGGCUGUGCAGCUGCUGGAGGACUACAAGCAUGGGACCCUGCGCCCCGGGGUCACCAAUGAACAGCUCUGGAGUGCCCAGAAAAUCAAGCAGGCUAUUCUACACCCAGACACCAAUGAGAAGAUCUUCAUGCCUUUUAGGAUGUCAGGUUACAUUCCUUUUGGGACGCCAAUUGUUGUAGGUCUUCUCCUGCCCAACCAGACUCUGGCAUCCACUGUCUUCUGGCAGUGGCUGAACCAGAGCCACAACGCCUGUGUCAACUAUGCAAACCGCAAUGCUACUAAGCCUUCUCCAGCCUCCAAGUUCAUCCAGGGUUACCUGGGAGCUGUCAUCAGCGCCGUCUCCAUCGCCGUGGGCCUUAAUGUCCUGGUUCAGAAAGCCAACAAGUUCACUCCAGCUACCCGGCUUCUCGUCCAGAGAUUUGUGCCAUUCCCUGCUGUAGCCAGUGCCAAUAUCUGCAACGUGGUCCUGAUGCGGUACGGGGAGCUGGAGGAAGGGAUUGAUGUCCUGGAUGCUGAAGGCAACCUCGUGGGCUCCUCCAGGAUUGCAGCCAGACAUGCCCUGCUGGAGACAGCACUGACUCGAGUGGUCCUGCCUAUGCCCAUCCUGGUGCUCCCCCCGAUUGUCAUGUCCAUGCUGGAAAAGACAGCUCUCCUGCAGGCGCGCCCUCGGCUGCUCCUGCCCGUGCAAAGCCUUGUGUGCCUGGCAGCCUUCGGCUUGGCCCUGCCGUUGGCUAUCAGUCUCUUCCCGCAGAUGUCAGAGAUUGAAACAUCUCAGUUAGAACCUGAAAUUGCUCGGGCCACAAGCAGCCGGACUGUCGUGUACAACAAGGGGCUGUGAGUGGUAGUUGGCCGGCCUGGGGACAGCACAAUAUCCAGGCCAGUGAAGAGUUGGGGGCAGCAAAGAGUCACACAGGCUGCACCUGCAUGGAGGGGCAGGCUGGACCCCACCAGGCCUGGACCACCUGGGGGCACUCAACCCACAGUGGUAGGAGACUAACCCAUUCACCGUUUAACAUAGGUAGGAGAGAGGAAUUCUGACACAUUUCCUAUAUAAAAGCAUCAAGUGCAUUUCUGGGCCUUACGUGGGGUUGUCAAAACUCCACUCAGCACAAUUAUGUGUGAAGCUAUAAAACUAGGAAUGCCCAUGGGGUAGACAUAGGAUUCUUCUAUUCCUUCCUUUCUUCCUUCCUUUCUUUCUUUCUUUCUUUCUUUCUUUCUUUCUUUCUUUCUUUCUUUCUUUCUUUCUUUCUUUCUUUCUAUCAGAAUCAAGUCUGAGCCUUGGUUGAAGCAGACCAGGAGUGGCAGGCACACAGGUGUUGGGAGCUAUAGUAAGCCCAGGAACUGGGUUGGUUUGGUGGCCUGGCUGGUAGAUCUAGGAUAUUUGAGUUGCCAAACUACAGUGAAAAAGGGCAGAGAGGUGGUCUGCACUCCACAGAAUGAACUAGGCCUCAGGAAUUGGCUCAAGGGAGUCACGGAACCCUGGCAGACUCUGGACGAUCCCACGGUCAGCAGGCUCUGAAUGUGGCCAGCCCUCACCCAUGCCACAGUUGUGGAAGCAGUUCCUGAGUGAAGCACAUGGAGCGGUGGUCUGCCUUGGUGGGGUGCUCAAUGAUUUGAGGCCCCUGAGGCCCCAGCUCCAGGAAGAGAGGCCCAAGAAAGAAUGAAUUGUGGCAAGAAUCGUGUGUCUGUGCUGGCCUCACCAGAAGAUCCUCUUUCAAGUGCACGCUGGGUGUUGGGCUGAGGGUGGGCUGGAGCUGGACUCACUGCUGUCUGGAGAGUCUCCAGCCACUGAACCUGCCUGCCCCAUCCACCCCAUCCUGAGCAGGAGGGUCUGACACCUGAGGGUGCCAAGGCCUUAUCCCUAGGACCUAUCUGAGAGGAAGCAUCAACCCAAGAGCAGUGGGCCUGGUUCUAGAACACAGGCUAUGUGGCCUUGGGCAAUCCACUGCCUUCUCUGAUCGUCCGUCCCCUGCCCAGAAGCAGGGUCCUGGAUCGAGGGUUUCCCCCCCCACUCUUCCAGUUCAUCCUUGCCUGUUCUGCUCAGAUGCCGGCCAUCUCAAGCAUAUCCUCCACAUGGACACCGGCCUGUGAAAGGAGCAGGCCCCCUUGGGAUUGGCCAGCAGUUGGCCUCAGAUUCUGGACUGUGCCCUUUAUAUGACCCCACAUCCCAGGCGCACUUGACUUUUGCCAGUCAUUUCACGGUUCUGGAGGAGGCCAUAGCGUGGGUACCUUUGCAAGCAUGGGCCAGAACUGUGUUCACCUCUCACCUCUGCAGGCUCAGAGUGCCUCGCUGCUGGCUGUUUCUCCCAUUUGCAGGCAAGGGAAGAAGAGAGGGAAGCAGGAGGCAGGGUGACUCUUCAUCUGAAAGGCCCAAAAGGAGGGAGUCAUGGCCUUGAUGAACCCCUCACCUGAAUCCCGCAAGGAUAGACCCUCUCAACAUGCAACCCCUGGGCCUCCCUCUCCUGGUGACCCUGAGACGGAUCUAGGCUGGAGAUGAACAUGUGUGUGUGCGCAGGGAAAGGCGUGUAUGAGCUGCAAGGCUGCAGCCACGCCAGCCCCUCCACACCUUGAGGAUGUGUGGUUGUGGAGAGGUGGGUCUUCUAUGAGCACUGACACAUGUGCCCUUGGUGGCCAGCAGCUGGCUCUGCCUGCGGGAUGUUGCCCUGAGGGUCUGUCACACUCUGGAGGAGUACCCACCCCCUGCUCAGCAGGGAGAGAGGCAGAUUGGCAUGGAAGACAACACAGCAGGGGAGAGGGGGCCACAGAGUUGGAGGGAACAGGAAUUUUGAGCCAACCCCACCAUAAUGUGAAUGUGUCAAUGACUGCCGGCUGUGCUGGUCUCUAGGCCUGGACUGGAAGCUGGGCAUGUCUGGGUCCUCUCUUGAAAAGCUCAUUUCAAGCUCACCCUGCCCCCUCUUAUCAUAGGGUUUUGUUCUUGUGCACUUUAUCUUGGGCCAAAACUCUCCCCACUACCUUAAUUAUCCUUUCCAGGGGCCCAGCAGAGAUGGGGUGUUUGCCCUCCCCCUCCAUGCAGGUUGCCCCAGCCCAGCCUCAUCCCCCUUCCCCAUUGUGGCCUCAGUAUCUCCUAAGCAAUCUGAUUUGUCUCUGGAUGACUUUUAUCAUGCUCCCAAAUAUAAUUCCAGGUGAGCCAAGGGGCUGCUUUUCACAGGGGCGCACUGGAAAAGGAUGCUUACGGCUCAGGGUGAUGGUGCCAAGGGGUUCAGUGGGCCAUGCUGCUAAGCCCUGAUCUGGCUUUAGAAAACCCCAUAAAUGGAAACCUGCUACUAACACCCACGCUCAUCUCUGCUGAGGCCAGAGGAGAGAGGUCUCGGGGGUGGAUUGAUUUGUCAUUGAGGAAGAGGCCAAAAUUUUCCUGGCCAACACUCUUCUGGUCAUUUUAAACAUUCCUUCAGUCCCGGGGAUGCCCUUCUCCUAUCCCCAGAAAGCAAUUUGAGAGUACAGGUUCCAGAAGUCAGAGAUGUCAAGUCGGCCCCUGCGCCCUCUUCCCUUCCCAACUGUAAGCUGGCUUGUUUCCUGUUUGGAGCCUCUGGCCUGGAAGAAGGAUAGGCUCCUGAGGAGAAGAGCCCAGGGGGGCUGCCAGCAUUAGGCAGGGAGGGGUGAGGCCCCACUCAGGCCUCAGCACACCCAGGGUACGUCACAGUGUCUUUUUAACCUUCUCAAAAAAUUUCUCAAUCUAUGUAAUUUAUGUAAUACUAAUGAGCUGUGGGCAAUAAACGAAGGG